AUGAGUUCCAGACAUGAAGAAGAGCUUACUGCCUUAGCACAGUUACUAGCCUUAUGCGAAUCGCAUAGGUAUGUUUCAAGAUUUGACCCAAUGUUGCAUAUUGUCAACCAAUUAAAACAUAUCGCACUUGCAUCAAGUUAUCUAAUAGAAAAUUAUAAGAGGCUGCCUUCAUUUCCAGCAGAUAAUAUUAUUUAUGAUAAUGCAAUAAUCAAAUUCAUGAACAUGAAUAGAGUUCUAGAAAGUUACUCAAAUAUAUUAAUGACCAGCAUAAAUCUGAUAUUUGACUAUAACAUAAGCACAUUUAGAUCAAUAAAACAGCGAUCGUUUAUCCAGUGCAUAUUAACAGUCCUUUCUAGAUUAGAAGUAUACAAUAAUACCUAUGGAACUCGAUUACCAAGUUCUCUAAAAUAUAUUAUUAAUGAAUUCAAAUAUGAGUUCGAGAAAUGUUACAGAGAUGCAAGCUUGAACAUUAUAAAAUUUAAUCAAACAAUAGAUCUGACAUCAUUCACAAAUAAUAUUAUAACCAGUCCUUCUCUCACCAAGGAAAAUAUAAUAAAAAGAGAAAAUUUUAAGUUAACCUCAUCGAAACUGAACAUUCAUAACCUGCCGGUGGAAGUCUGUUUACUUGACAGCAAGCAAUUCACAAUUUUUAAAAUCAAUAAGUGCUCACUAUUAUCAACUGCUGAAAAAAUCUUAGAUAACUUAUUAAACAAUGAAGUAGAUUUAUCAGAUAUUGGUAGAACACUAUUAUUCCCUGUAAUUAGAUCAACAGAUUUACGAAUUAUAAAAGGAACCUUCAAUUCAUUAAUAUUUGAAACUAAUUCUGGAAAUGGACUACAGUUUGAAUUGAAGGCUAUCAAUGUUGAACAUUGGGAAUCAUAUUGGAAACAUUAUUUUUACAAUUAUUUCCAAUAUAGUGAUCACAAGAAUAAUUUUAAAGUCGCGCCAGCGUCUCUUAUGAAUACACCAAAUACUAAAUUUUAUGAAAAAUACAACAAGUUAAAACAUCUAAAAGAACAUAAUAUGGUACAAGGAAUUGGGAUAUCACUAGAAUCCUCACACACUCAAAAAAAUGGAUUGUCACCUUUAUAUAGUAACUACAAAAACUGCAAAAGUUUAUCUUCACUGCAUCGCUCCAAACCUUUGUCAAUCUCUUAUUCAAGUUCAUUAUCAAGCAAUCAGCAAACAAGUCCGACAAUUCAAACAUCAAUGGAAUUGCCAUCGCCACAAGAUGAUUCAUUGGAAAGCAUAACAAUCAUGAGUUAUGAUAAAUUAAAAGAAUUCGAUGAAUCUAUUAAUGUAUUACUAUCCCCUAAAGAGGAGUAUAAUAAAGCCCAAAAUAUUCGAAGCGUUUCCAGUUCAUGUUCUCUAGAAAGAAUCGAUAGCAAUAAUAUAAUUGAACAUACUGCCGAAGAAGUAUAUUACGCAUCCAGCAUAAUAUCCUCCGAGAGUAUAGGAAAUUCAUAUACUAGCUUGACAGACAAUAAAAUUGAUAGUAAAAACAACAGCUUUAUGAUUGAUUAUGAUAAAUCAUUUUUGACAGAUACAAAAAAGUAUGAACCAAAUUUUUAUUCAAAAAAGAAAUCUACUUCCUUAUUGAGUUUCUUCAAUUCUAAAAAGAAUAAGAAGAAUUUAGCUAUUGAUACCUCACCAAUUUCUAACGACGAUAAUUCUAUCAUCAGCAGUAGUACAUCUACAUUUUUUACAUUCGAUUCAACUGAGAGCCCCUCGUCUACGAAUGCUGCAACACCGGUUCAGAAUAGAAACAUACAAUCAUUUGAAAUAUUGGAGUAUUUUAAUCCAAAAAGGCACACAGAGACAUUUAAUAGUGAAGGUUGUAUAUUGACAAUGUGGAAUAAGAAUCGCUGGCAAAAUAUUUUAACAGAUUUAUUCACUAUAAAUAUAUUUACUACUACAUCAAAUUUGAAUUUCCUACUAUUGCAAGAAAUCGUGAUAAACACUGCUCCAUCAGGAAAGUUACUACUUGCGCUUGAUUCAAAUUGUAGAUUUUUCAAAUCAACAGCAAAGGAUAUCCAAAUUAGAUGUACCAACAAAAAUGUUAUUAAGAGUUGUGCAUCUAUUUCUGACAACUGUACUUUCACCAUUAGAUGUAAUAACUCUGAUCUUUUAUUAAAUGCAUUAACGAAUUGUCUAAAAAUCUCGAAACCAUCCACACCUAAUGAAGCAAAACUAACAACUUCUCAUACUUUGAAUACCAUAUCAACUACCUCUUCUUCAUUUUUUAGUAGGAUCAGUCCUACUUCAAGAAAUACAAAUUAUAGUACAGACUCAAAAUCUGAAAAUGAAGAUUUGAUAGAUCUUGAUUUAAAAUUAUUAAAAUCUCGAAAAUUAUUAUCCCUUAUUAAGGUCAAACAUCACACAUAUAAUAAUAUUAACAAUUUAUGGGAAUUUAAUUCUAUAACUCACUUAUCCAUUUACAGUCAAGAAUAUGAGAAGGAGAAAAUUGCUUUGAAGUUUCAGACUCAAAGCGAUAUAACCGAUAUCGAAUCUAAAAGCAAUAUGUCCAAUCUAUUUGUGUCUUAUAUCGACGAUGUCAAAAGGCUUGGAAGAACUGGUAUAUCUCUAAUUGAUUUUGCAACAAACCGCAAAGAAUUAUUCGAGUUCCAAAAUAAUAUAGUAACAAACGACGUUUAUAGUCAAAUUUUAUGA
This is a messenger RNA of Tetrapisispora phaffii CBS 4417, 2670 nucleotides long. It is a transcript of the gene RBH1, whose product is annotated as Rbh1p. Lineage: Eukaryota; Fungi; Ascomycota; Saccharomycetes; Saccharomycetales; Saccharomycetaceae. Bases 1 to 2670 code for a protein of 889 amino acids. The transcript has a single exon. The record is from RefSeq and is a predicted model, not a curated record.